UUUGGAUUGUGAAUGGUCGUUGUCGCUGAGUAUUUUUUAAAGUAUUGUGAGCAUUCUCAUCACAUUUUCAAUUGGAUUCUGCACAGCUCUUUGGAUCAUGAUGAGUAGAAAUGUUAACCAGUCAUGGAAAGAUCCUUAUGUAGUCAAAAAACUCGAAAAGGAUUUGCUUCAUUCUUUGGUUUGUAGUUCCUUGAGACUGUUACCAGCAACUAGAAGAGCAGCUGUGGCAAUAAUAUUGCGUUUUGGUUCUUUGUCAGUAGAUUUUCCAACCGAUGCUGCUUAUAGCUUUCGAGAACUUUUGCAGCAUGUGGAAGCUACAGGAGCUAGUCACCUUCAAAUUCUUUAUAUUCAGAGAGCAACACAAGCGAAUGAUCCUUGGUCAGGACACAUAGCUUUUCCUGGUGGCCGUCGAGAGGGAAACGAAAAUGAUAUAGAAACCGCUGUUCGAGAAACCAAAGAAGAAAUAGGUUUGGAUCUAGGAAACUCGCAACAUUUUAUUUGCAUAGGAAGACUGAGUGAUCGUGAAAUAAAACUGCGGAACAGAGGCUUGAGGGACUCUGCUUAUUGUGCCUUUGUGUUUAUCCAAUUAAAAGUGGAAACGCCCCCUUUGAAGCUCUGCAGCUCUGAAGUGGCAGCUGCUUUUUGGGUUUCAUUGGACACUUUUCUGGUUUACGGUAACCAGUUGCUUUGCAACAAAGCAAUCGAACGAAAAUGGGAUAUUGGAUUAUUUCGUUAUCUUUCCUAUAUACUUCCGAAACCCAUUUUCGAGUGGUUGGCUCUGGACAGAGUUUAUUUUUCUGCAAUUUCGCUAAGACCUUGGAUAGUUUCCAUUCAAUAUGCACAAGAUGGUUUAUUCGCACGCGAAGAUAAAAAUGAUUCCUUAUGGCUUUGGGGACUUACAUUGGCUGCAACAGCAGAUUUGUUGCAGCCUGUACUGGAAAAGCGAUUGGAUGAUCCGUUUGCUAUACCAGUUAACCGAAUGGUUCGUUGGUGGAUUCCAUCCAAGUGGUAAAUAUCCCAUAUCUUGUAGAGUUGGAAGAACACUUGUUGAGUCAUGUAUAUACGUUGCAUUGUUUUAAAAGAUUCAAGUAAUGGCAAUGUUGAUUAACUAUUUUGAAGUUUCCAUUGUGAGUCUUAUUGACUUUAUCCAUUUCAUUGCUCUGUUCCAUGAAACGAGUAAGAAUAUAGAAACAGAUGCACAAAGAAGUACUCUAGCAAAAAUAUUGACAAGUUGAGAAAAAAAAAUGAAUUGCUUGUUGUAACAAUUGGAAAGAAAGAAAUAAUCUUUUCAUUUCCCAUCGUUGAAGAGUAGUAGAAUAGGCAAUGUACCAGAUUGUUGUUUAAACUAUGUAAAUGUAGGAUAUAUAUUAGAUAUAAAUGUUUGUGUUGUGAGUGACUCAUUGACAUGUUUCUUGAUAUAUCAUUGGACAGUGUCUCAUUACCUUGAAGUUCCUAACCAUUCUAUCUUCUCAUAUCUUUCUGAAACAAACGACAUUUGGAGAGGAAUGAUAUUGUUUAAGAAGAAUCCGAUCUUAUCCUUUUCAGAUAUCUAUCUGAUUCCAAAUACAUGAAGGUUUCAUUAUUUCUAUUUCAUGAUGGCCAUUCCUGAAAAACGAUUAUCAACUCUAGAAAAACAAGAAUAAAUAGUGCUUCUCAUCA
Messenger RNA from Galdieria sulphuraria, 1659 nucleotides. Its product is annotated as NUDIX family hydrolase, putative. The transcript is spliced from 2 exons. Lineage: Eukaryota; Rhodophyta; Bangiophyceae; Galdieriales; Galdieriaceae. The record is from RefSeq and is a predicted model, not a curated record. Gene Ontology annotation, molecular function: coenzyme A diphosphatase activity. Bases 98 to 1012 code for a protein of 304 amino acids.